UUGAGAUCGGGACGUGUCGCCUAUUUUCGGGAAUUGCCGAAUAUAGUUACGUGUAAAACUCCUCAUCCACAAAAAAGUACAUUUUCAGUGACGGUAUUUUUUUUUCGUGAGUGUUUUGUUUCGUGCCACAGUGUAAUGUGAACGAGGUCCGUGAACACUUUGGGAUUUAAUUUGAAGGAAGUACAUUUUAGCGAGUGGGGCAGUUCAUCCGAAACAGCACUGUUUCGGAUUAAAUUUUGACGACAGAUAAAGUAGCUAUCGCCACUACGGCGAGUGUUGCCAGUUACGUAUUGUCUUGCGAGAAGUGCCGCGUCUGUGAUGUUGUUCGUAAAAGCCGAUAAUAGUGGAUAUUGCCGAGAUGAGGAUGGGCCGUAAAAUUGAUACCGGGAACGGACUCAACAUGCUGAGAGUGGUCUAUACUGCUUUGCUCUUAUGGAGGUUCGACUGUGUUGUUGAGAGCACCAAAGUGGUAAAAAGCAGCAUGCGGCAUCAAACUACGUCGCCACUGAGCAGGGUCGGGCCCACGGUUUCCCUGCGCGAUGCUGAGCCAGACUUCAUCAAGCCCAUACAGAAUGUCACUGUUGCUCUAGGCAGAGAGGCUGUUCUUACCUGCUCAGUGUCCGACAUUGGAGAGUAUAAGGUAGCGUGGAUUCGAUCCGACGACCAGACAAUAUUAACCCUUCACACGCGGCUGGUGACCCAUAGUUCACGGUACGCGGUCACGAACGACCCCCCCAACUCGUGGCAACUACACAUACGGCCCCUAAAGGUGGAAGACAGAGGUUGUUAUAUGUGCCAGAUUAAUACUAGCACUAUGAAGAAGCAAAUUGGUUGUGUUGAUGUUUUAGUGCCGCCAAACAUCGUGGAUGUGGGUACAAGCGGAGACCUGGUGGCGAAGGAGGGAGAAAACGCUAGUCUGUCCUGUAGAGCUGAUGGUAGACCACAGCCGCGGAUCCUAUGGCGGCGAGAGGAUGGCACCAACAUACUGCUGAGGAACGAACUUGGAGAACUACAUAAAGUGGAUAUGUUUAUGGGCCCCAACCUUAAUCUUACGAAAGUGGAGCGCAGACAAAUGGGCGCGUAUCUUUGCAUCGCGUCUAAUGAUGUCCCUCCGUCAGUCAGUAAACGGAUCAUGCUCAGUGUCAACUUUGCGCCCUCAAUAGUGGUGUCGACCAAAGUGAUAGGUGUCCCGACGAGCUCUCAUACGAGACUGGAGUGUUUCGUCGAGGCGUACCCGCAUGCGAUCAACUACUGGCUCAAAGGAGGAGAAGAGAUGAUAAUCUCGGACCACAAACACGAGACGGCAGAGGAUCGAAUUUCAACCUACCAAACGCGACUGAGCCUAACUAUAUCCGAGUUCAGUUCAGAGGAUGCUGGUACAUACACCUGCAUCACCACAAAUACUAUGGGGAAAGCUGAAGGGACUAUAAGACUGUAUGAAAUCAAGGUUACGACAACAACAACGACGACGACGACGACAACAACCACCACCACCACGACAACAACAACGACUACAACUCCGCCUCCGACUACAACGGAGUAUACGCCACCACCACGAUUUGUGGUGCCACUGCAGCCAGCAGAACAAAAGUUCUUCACGCCAGAUGUUACGACAUACGAUACGAUGCAAAAUGUAAUAGAACAGUCCGUCCUGGACAACCAUUGGCUGCCGACUGCAGAAUCGACGGGGUCCAGCGGCUAUCAAGCCUUGCCUCUCCCCACUCUCGCUCUAAUCUCAGUGUUGCCACACCUAUCAAACGUAUUUACUACUAUAAGUACCCUCCUAAAUACUUUUAGAAAUAUUGAAUUAUUUGCACAAUGUAAAAGAUGAUAGGUUUAUAUAUGUUUUAUGUUUAUGUUUUAUUAAAAUUUAUGACGGCAAUGCCUACAUCGAUUAUGCAAAUCCAGUUGGAUGCUUUUAAAAUAUUGUAAUUAUAUUCAGUACAAGUAAAAUAUUGACUGUGACAAGAGACAUGAUGAUGAAAACGGGUAAAUUUUACUUUUUAUGACUUCCAAAAUUCCAAAUUAGAUUUCAUUUCCAAUUUUUUUUUAUUUGAUUAAUAGUUUAAAUCUGUCGAUUUUUAAAGUUACGUGGGGGAAUCACUCAUAUUACAUAAUCCAUAUUACUUAUAAAAUUUUAUUUCUUUUUUAAUAAGUUAUAUUUAUAAGUUAGUAAUCGGUAAAUUUAAUUCAUACAAUUGCAAAAUUACUUUUUUCUUUCAUUCAAUGGCACUAAAUUGUUAAAUCGACCCGUCAAAUUAUAUCCCGAACUGGUUGUAUGAAGUAAAUAAGUAAUCUAAAAUAGUUUAACUACAAUACAGGCCGUUUUUUAUUGUUUCGGUACUUAAAUAUGUUCAUUUUGUACACACCAUAGUUUUCAGUAUUGUAUUAACUUUAUAAUAAUGAAUUAAUUAAUCAUACAAAAGCAUAUCAAAAAUGUAUAAAUAGACGCCGCAGUGUAAAUAUAAUGGACGUAAACAUAAUAAGAGCCAAUUAAAGAUUGAUUAACAUUUUAGACUAUACUUUAUAAAAUAUAACUUGAGUCCUAUGACAGCAGGAUGAACCGGUACAUUCGAAAUGGGAGCGACAGAGACAGAUGUAUUAUUUUCAUAUUAUUUGACAUCUGUCAUGGGAAUCAAAUUGUUCACUUUCUUAAGUCUUCGUGUUGCAAGGGUCAACAGACGAUUUUUAUAGAAAGCCGUGCUGUGGCGCCUUGUGAGAAUAGCUUAAAUCGGUUUUGUUUGGAAUAUUAAUUUGUUGCAUAUAAAUAUGAUAUAGCUAAAGUAUGGCAAAAUAGGUUAAGUGCGUGAAAUUAAAUCUAGCAGUGGUUGUAAUAAUUUAUUCAGUCGUAAUUUAGGUAGGAAUUGUUUUGUAAAUUAACCCAGAUUGAUACCUAUCUGAUAGGAAUUAUGAUUACUUUAAUACAAAAUUGACGAUAAUU
Molecule: messenger RNA, 2941 nt
Organism: Plodia interpunctella (Indianmeal moth)
Lineage: Eukaryota; Metazoa; Arthropoda; Insecta; Lepidoptera; Pyralidae
Product: protein amalgam-like
Exons: 11
Coding region: 359-1831 (490 amino acids)
Cellular component (GO): neuron projection
Source: RefSeq, a predicted model, not a curated record